Molecule: messenger RNA, 102 nt
Organism: Haemonchus placei
Lineage: Eukaryota; Metazoa; Nematoda; Chromadorea; Rhabditida; Trichostrongylidae
Source: the annotation of a GenBank genome assembly
AUGCGCGCCGUCGCCUUGGUUGUCAUCGCAGCAGGUCGGUGUUUCUUUUUGAAUUUUUCACUUCCUCUCUACAACUAUUUGCUCUAUCAUGAUCUUAUCUGA